Molecule: messenger RNA, 1164 nt
Organism: Colletotrichum spaethianum
Lineage: Eukaryota; Fungi; Ascomycota; Sordariomycetes; Glomerellales; Glomerellaceae
Product: inactive glycosyltransferase 25 family member 3
Exons: 3
Coding region: 1-1164 (387 amino acids)
Source: RefSeq, a predicted model, not a curated record
AUGACGUCCAAGAGGGACCUGUGCAUCGUUGGCGCCGUCUUCAUCACGGUCGUGCUUUUCCUGCAUAAUCCGUUCCUCGACCAGGUUCGGCAAAGGAGAGCCGCGGCUUCGACAAGCUUAAUGAGGAGCAUCCAAAACAGCACGCUUGGGUUUGAAAAGAUCUUUGUCGUCGGUCUACCGAGCCGGACGGACCGCCGAGAUGGCAUCCUCCUCCAGGCCGCGCUCAGCGAGAUGGAAAUCGACUUCAUCGACGGCGUCCAGGGCAACACCGUUUCCGACAAGGCGAUACCACAGACGAGCGAGCACGACCGUCUGAGCGACGGCGCCAUCGGCUGUUGGCGCGGACACAUGAACGCGCUCGAAGAAAUCGUCCGCCGGAACUUGUCCUCGGCUCUGAUCCUCGAGGACGACGCCGACUGGGACAUUCGAAUCCGUCAGCAGCUCCACGACUUCGCCCUCGCGACCCAGGCGCUCACCCAGCCCCUCCUCCAGGCGCCCUCGUCCUACGUCGACCCCUCGUACCGGACGCUGACCGGGGACUCCCCCGGCACCGUCCCGGACAUCUCCUUCAACCACCUGCCGGCCACCGUCGCGCCCGAGAUCUCGCCUUACGGCGACGAUUGGGACCUCCUCUGGAUCGGCCACUGCGGCAUGCACUUCCCCUUCGCAGACCCCGACAACGUCGUGCCCAAAGCCCGCGUCAUCCACGCCAACGACGUCACCGUCGCCCCGAAAAAGAACCUCUGGACGCUCAACAUCCCCUUCACCCUCAAGGAAAAGUACCCGGAGCACACCCGGGCCAUCCACCACGUCCAGGAAGGCGUCUGCACGCUCGGUUACGCCGUCAGCCAAAAGGGCGCGCGGCGGCUGUUGCAGGAGGUCGCUCUCAAGGACGUCAGCGACGCCAUCGACAUCCUGCUGAGGUUCUUCUGCGAGGGCAGCCAGGGCCGGAGGCCGCACAACUGCCUGACGACGCAGCCGGCCUUCUUCCACCACCACCGGCCGGCCGGCCCCAUGAGCUCGAUGAGCGAUAUCGGUAACCACGGGGAUGGUUUCAGGGAGACUAGUAUGACCGACAUGGUGAGAUGGAGCGUGCGGCUGAACGCCGAUGCGCUCUUAGAAGGGAGCUCAGAUUUUGUUGACCAAUACCCUGAUGACAGAUGA